Otolemur garnettii (small-eared galago) is the source of this 6283-nucleotide messenger RNA. It is a transcript of the gene ELAPOR2, whose product is annotated as KIAA1324 like. The transcript is spliced from 20 exons. Gene Ontology annotation, biological process: positive regulation of BMP signaling pathway. The record is from RefSeq and is a predicted model, not a curated record. The coding region runs from base 117 to 2702 and encodes 861 amino acids. NCBI's taxonomy places the organism in Eukaryota, Metazoa, Chordata, Mammalia, Primates, Galagidae.
AAAGAUUACCACUUUGAAUAUACCGAAUGUGAUAGCAGUGGCUCCAGGUGGAGAGUUGCCAUUCCAAACUCUGCAGUGGACUGCUCUGGCCUGCCCGACCCAGUGAGAGGCAAAGAAUGCAUUCUUCUUGGAUCCCUCGUGGAAACUACAUAGAGUCUAAUCGUGAUGACUGCACGGUGUCUUUGAUCUAUGCUGUGCACCUUAAGAAGUCAGGUUAUGUCUUCUUUGAGUACCAGUAUGUGGACAACAACAUCUUCUUUGAGUUCUUCAUUCAAAACGAUCAGUGCCAGGAGAUGGACACCACCACUGACAAGUGGGUAAAACUCACAGACAAUGGAGAAUGGGGCUCUCAUUCCGUAAUGCUGAAAUCAGGCACAAACAUUCUGUACUGGAGAACUACAGGCAUCCUUAUGGGUUCCAAGGCCGUCAAACCUGUGUUGGUAAAAAAUAUCACAAUUGAAGGGGUGGCAUACACAUCAGAAUGCUUUCCGUGCAAGCCAGGCACAUUCAGCAACAAACCUGGUUCCUUCAACUGCCAAGUAUGCCCCAGAAACACAUAUUCUGAGAAAGGAGCCAGAGAAUGCAUAAGGUGUAAAGAGGACUCUCAUUUUUCAGAGGAAGGAUCCAGCGAAUGUAUGGAGCGCCCUCCCUGUACCACUAAAGACUAUUUCCAGAUCCAUACGCCAUGUGAUGAAGGAAAGACUCAGAUAAUGUACAAAUGGAUAGAGCCCAAAAUCUGCCGGGAGGAUCUCACAGAUGCUAUUAGAUUGCCCCCUUCUGGAGAGAAGAAGGAUUGUCCACCCUGCAACCCUGGAUUUUAUAACAACGGGUCAUCUUCUUGCCGUCCCUGCCCUCCAGGAACAUUUUCAGAUGGAACAAAAGAAUGCAGACCAUGUCCAGCAGGAACAGAACCUGCCCUUGGGUUUGAAUAUAAAUGGUGGAAUGUUCUUCCUGGCAACAUGAAAACUUCCUGCUUCAAUGUAGGGAAUUCAAAGUGUGAUGGAAUGAAUGGUUGGGAGGUGGCUGGAGAUCAUAUCCAGAGUGGGGCUGGAGGUUCUGAUAAUGAUUACCUGAUCUUAAACUUGCAUAUCCCAGGAUUUAAACCACCCAUGUCUGUGACUGGAGCCACAGGUUCUGAACUAGGAAGAAUAACCUUUGUCUUUGAGACCCUCUGCUCAGCCGACUGUGUUCUGUACUUCAUGGUGGAUAUUAAUAGAAAAAGUACCAAUGUGGUGGAAUCAUGGGGUGGAACCAAAGAAAAACAAGCCUACACUCACAUCAUCUUCAAGAAUGCAACAUUUACAUUUACUUGGGCAUUUCAGAGAACUAAUCAGGGUCAAGAUAAUAGACGAUUCAUCAAUGACAUGGUGAAGAUGUAUUCUAUCACAGCCACGAAUGCAGUUGAUGGGGUGGCGUCUUCCUGCCGUGCCUGUGCCCUUGGUUCUGAACAGUCGGGCUCAUCCUGUGUGCCCUGCCCCCCAGGCCACUACAUUGAGAAGGAGACCAACCAGUGCAAGGAAUGUCCACCGGACACUUACCUGUCCAUACAUCAGGUCUAUGGCAAGGAGGCUUGUAUUCCAUGUGGGCCUGGGAGUAAAAGCACUCAGGACCACUCAGUGUGCUACAGUGACUGCUUUUUCUACCAUGAAAAAGAAAAUCAGAGUUUGCACUAUGACUUCAGCAACCUCAGCAGCGUGGGCUCGUUCAUGAAUGGCCCCAGCUUCACCUCCAAAGGAACAAAAUACUUCCAUUUCUUCAAUAUCAGUUUAUGUGGGCAUGAGGGGAAGAAGAUGGCUCUCUGUACCAACAAUAUAACAGACUUUACAAUAAAGGAAGUGGCCGCAGGGUCAGAUGAUUAUACGAAUUUGGUGGGAGCAUUUGUAUGCCAGUCAACUAUUAUUCCUUCUGAAAGUAAGGGUUUCCGAGCAGCUUUAUCAUCACAGUCCAUCAUUCUAGCAGACACAUUUUUAGGAGUGACAGUUGAAACCACAUUGCAAAAUAUAAAUAUAAAAGAAGAUAUGUUCCCAGUUUCACCAAGCCAAAUACCAGAUGUGCAUUUCUUUUAUAAGUCUUCCACAACUACAACGUCUUGUAUUAAUGGCCGAUCAACUGCUGUGAAAAUGAGGUGUAAUCCCACUAAACCUGGAGCAGGAGUGAUUUCAGUCCCCAGCAAGUGCCCAGCAGGUACCUGUGAUGGGUGUGCAUUCUAUUUCCUGUGGGAAAGUGCUGAAGCUUGCCCUCUGUGCACAGAGCAUGACUUCCAUGAGAUUGAGGGGGCCUGCAAGAGAGGAUUUCAGGAAACCUUGUAUGUGUGGAAUGAACCUAAAUGGUGCAUUAAAGGAAUUUCUUUGCCGGAGAAAAAGUUGUCAACCUGUGAAACAGUUGACUUUUGGCUAAAAGUGGGAGCAGGUGUGGGAGCUUUCACGGCUGUUUUGCUGGUGGCUCUGACUUGUUACUUCUGGAAAAAGAAUCAAAAACUGGAGUACAAAUAUUCCAAGUUAGUAAUGACGGCUAACUCCAAAGAGUGUGAACUCCCAGCUGCAGACAGUUGUGCUAUCAUGGAAGGAGAAGAUAAUGAAGAGGAAGUGGUAUAUUCCAAUAAACAGUCACUCCUAGGAAAACUCAAAUCCUUGGCAACAAAGGAAAAAGAAGACCAUUUUGAAUCUGUUCAACUGAAAUCCUCGAGAUCCCCAAAUAUAUGAAGAGACAGUGCUGUAGUCUGCAGACUAAGAACUGAGAAACCUGCUCUAGUUUUACAGGACCAUAUAUUAGGGCCUGUCCUCACACCCGUCGCAUUGGUGAUGUCACUGAGGAGGGCCGCAUCACUGAAAAGGGAAGGAGGUUGAGAUGUUUGAUUGCCUUAUCACAUGGUCAAGUACCUUGCCAAAAAAAGGAAAACAAAUGAUUUGGAUCUCAACUGAAGAUGAAACUCAACUCAGGAAGAGAUUUAUCUGUAUAUACACAUAACUGAAAACCAAGUUUAAGCCCACCAGUGCACUGCUGAUGCAUGCCACAUAAUUAAUGGGGUGACUUUUAUUCUUCAUGAUGUCUACAUAAAUUGUGCUAUGGAGGGCAGAUGUGAGCUUACGUGCUGUGAUCCCAUUUAUGUUUUUUCUUUGUAUGUAUUUUGGGAAAGAUUGGAAAAUUUUCUUAAGGUAUGGUUAUUUUUCCCUUUAUUUAUUUUCUUGAGAGACUUUAAAACAGCUUUUCUAUUAAAAAUGAUGAGCAAUGAAGACAAUAAAUUUUUCAUUUUUUUCCAUAGGGUAUCUUCUCUUGAUUUCAGAAACUUAAAUGAUCAGCAAUGUUUUAGGAAGAGUUAGCGUGUGCUGGAGUUAUCUAAACUUAGAAUUGUCUUUGAAAUUCCAUACUUGCUCAAACUGGUAAGAAGGGCUUGACUGAAAGUGUGAAGGAAUCAUAACACAAACGAACAAAAGGCAAGAGGAAGCCUUGACCGUCCAUUAAUACAAACAAGGUGGUACUAUCACAUAAGUCAAAUGGCUUAAAAGAGUUCAUGUAGUGCUGGAGGUAUAGUUUAAAGUAAGUGGGAAAGCCUGCUUAUCAAAUCACUAGCAAUAUGGUGGAGAAGAAAGUGAGUCUGUAAGUGCAAAUAGUUGUAAAAAUGUCCUUGGGUAAUUUCAUCCAGAAAAUGUCAGUGGAACAUUUGUCCUAUGUCAAGAGCUGGAUGGUAUAGGGCUAUUUUUCUGCUACAAUACACUGAGAAUCACCAUUUUCUUAAAAGUUUUUUUUUUUUUAAGCCAAUAAAGCAGGAAUCCAAUUUUGGGAAAUUGCAUAUUUGUAUUCAUAAUAAGAAAGUGGUUGUACCAUAAAGCAGUUAUGAAAUAAGUAUUGUUCCUAUUCAAAAGUAAUCCAGGUAAUUGUAAUAUUUCCUAUGAAUACAAUAACAGGUAAUGAGUAUUAUCUCAAUUUGGAUAUUCAAAAAAAAUUUGAAUGGAUUUGACUAAUUUUGCUAACUUUGUGUAAAUCUUAAUUGUUUUAGAACUGGAAAAGAGGGGAGUUUCCUGGCCAUUGAUGAUCUAAGGUGCUCUGGUUUGUUUCCAAUAAACAGUAAUCUUUAUAGAUCUUAAUUCAGAUUUUUAAAAAGACUCGUGAUUCGCUGAGAGAGCCAGGGAAUAUGGGUAGAAUUUGUUGAAAGGUUUGCCCCAAGAAUUUUAGUGAAGUAUGAGUUGUAACUUCUGAUUCUGCAGGCAAUUUCUUUAUUUUUAUGCAAAAUGGAAGAAAAAUGAGUAAUUGUGCUUAUUUGGGCAAAACACUAAACCAUCCUUUUACUAUUGAAUGCAUGUUUUAUAUGUAUGUCUACUGUUCCACAUAUGAGUAUAUGGGAGGUUAUUAUUCUUGUAUUGUUUGUUACAGAAUUCAGAGAGGGCAUCACUUAGCAUAAACUUCUCUUGCAUUUAAUUUCUUGAGUCUUUUGCAUAAAGAAGAAAUUAUUGCAUAGCUCAUUGUUAUCCUGCUAACGGAGUGCUGAGGAGGCUUUCCUCAUCUUGAUCAAAAUUUAAACAGAAGAUUAGAAAUGCAUUUGAAAUGCGUCCUUUCAGAGGAACCCUGGUAAAAUUGUAUAGACUGGACAGAGUCAGAAAAUUUCUAGAGAGUCACCUGUCACUUCUCUUCACCUUCAGCUGUGCUCCUUAUGUAUGUUCCAAUCCAUAAAGAUAAUUGGGAUUUGCUCCCAGGUAGCUUCUUUCUUCUCCUGUCACUGGGCUACAAUCUUUUACAUGUCAAAAAUGCCUUAAAUUUUAAUGAACUCUCUGAAAAUGUCAUUGAUAUUGAAGAAUUUAUUUAUUUUAUUUUUAAUUUUAGAUAUUAAAUGGAUUUUGUCAGCUCAGUCCCAUCUUUCCUUUGGAUCUCAGUGGCUUGCUAUUUUAUUCCAAGCACAGAAGCAGCAUCAAAGAAAGAAUAUCUUGAAAAAAUACUCAUGCCAAUCCUGGCUAUAAAAUUCACUUUCGUUUUAUGUCUGCCCUUUGCAAAGCCCAAUGAAAUGCUGAAAGACAUAAACAAAUGAAUCAUGUGUCUGUGACUUUUCAUUGACAUUUGUUGUUCCUUUCCCCCUAUAAGUGGGGGGGAAGAGAGAUUAUUUAUUAUUUUUCUAAUAGGCACAGUUUUGAAGCCUUAAAUACUUCACUAAGUCAACUGUUGCCUCUAUCUUUUAGCACUCUGUCAAAACAUAUUUCAAUCAGUUUUCAACUGGAUGUGACCCUGUCUUCUAUGGAUAAAUUAUAUCAUGCCAUUUAACAAUGUUGAGCAAUUUGAUAUGUGUUCACUUGAUUAAAAAGACUGAAUUUUAUUAUUAUUGACUUUCUUCUCUCUUUAGUUACUAAUAAUCAAAUCCUGUCUAGAAUUAAAAGUAUUUCAUAGUGUUUUUGUUUAGAUGUCUGUCUUUAUUUUCUUACCCAAGGGAAAAAAAGGAGAUUUAAAUUUGUUAUGUGGAAGAAUUGCUCAUGUUCAGUCAUUUUCCAUCUGAGGUCUUCAGGUCCCCAGGUGGUGGGUCAUGAUUGUGCUUCUUCAAGACCCAUCUGGCCAACUGUCAUUUAAUGUUCAUCAAUACAGCCAAUUCCAGUAGCUCAUGGUCAUUUCUAAUGGGAAGCUAAUGAAUAGCUCAUUUCUCUCUUCCUUAUUAAAAUAAAUUCCCUGGGGUUAGGGGUGGGAAGAUAACUCCAUUGGCCAAGCUUAAAGACAAUGUGCUGCUCUCGUUUAUCUUUUUACAUGAAUAGGUAAGGUAGAGUAGAUCUUCAGAGGGCCUGAAAUUCCUUCACAUCUAUUUGAUGGUAAUGAAUGUUAUCCCUGGUUUAUAGGCCCAAGGACCAAGUUAAGGUUGCCCUAAGGUACAGUUCCUGAUGGGAAUAGACUUUUUAAAAAUCUCAAUAGUUGUCUCAUUCUUGGGAAACUAAAAUUUAGUUUGCCUUCACAGUAACUGGUUACAAAUUACUCUCUGAAUUUUAUUUAUUUUGGUUUAACAUUUUUUAAAUGAGUUCCUUUAGGAUCAUAAAUGAAAGAAGUAGAACUUUAAGAUGGGGGUGAAAAUCGAAAAGAAAAUUAAUUACUAUUAAUAUUACAAUUGAUAUUAAUAUUACUAUUGCACUUGUCUAGAUCAGAGGGCAGUGAACUUUUUUUGAAACCAUCAGGUAAUACAUAUUUUUGGCUUUGCAGGGUGUGUGGUCUCUGUGUACCUACUCAACUCUGCCAUUGCAGCAGGAAAGCAGUCACGGACAAUCUGCAAACAGAGUGUGGCUGCAUUCCAACAAAACCAUAUUUAGGGAUGCUGAAA